This is a messenger RNA of Triticum urartu, 1055 nucleotides long. Its product is annotated as putative glutathione S-transferase GSTU6. Gene Ontology annotation, biological process: glutathione metabolic process. The record is from RefSeq and is a predicted model, not a curated record. Lineage: Eukaryota; Viridiplantae; Streptophyta; Magnoliopsida; Poales; Poaceae. Gene Ontology annotation, molecular function: glutathione transferase activity. Gene Ontology annotation, cellular component: cytoplasm.
GGCCUUGCCAUACAUACACUUAAGCAACAGAUAUACAGGACAGGAGUAUCAAGGAGGAAGACGAGGAAACGUUGAUGGCCGGCGGUGAAGAGCUGAAGCUGCUGGGGUGGUGGGCGCCCGGGGUGAGCCCCUACGUGCUCCGCGCACAGAUGGCGCUCGCCGUAAAGGGGCUGAGCUACGAAUACCUCCCCGAGGACCGCUGGUGCAAGAGCGACCUCCUCAUCGCGUCCAACCCCGUGUACAAGAAGGUGCCCGUCCUCAUCCACAAUGGCAAGCCCAUCUGCGAGUCGCUGCUCAUCGUGGAGUACCUCGACGACGCCCUCGGCCUUCCCGGCAACGGCAAGCCCAUCCUCCCCGCAGACCCCUACAGCCGCGCCCUCGCUCGCUUCUGGGCCGCCUAUGCAAACGACAAGCUGUUUCCUUCGUGCGCCGGCAUCCUCAAGACAGUGAAGCAGGAGGAGAGAGCUGGUAAGGUGGAGGAGACCCUGUCCGGGCUCCGACACUUGGAAGCUAUCCUGGCGGAGUGCUCCAAAGGGGAGGUGGAGGCGCCGUUCUUCGGUGGUGACGACAUCGGGUUCCUCGACAUCGCGCUCGGGUGCUAUCUUCCCUGGUUUGAGGCAGUAGGCCGCCUGGCCGGCUUGGGGCCGAUCGUCGACCCGGCGAGGACGCCGAAACUAGCGGCGUGGGCGGAGCGGUUCAGGGUCGCCGAGCCGGUCAAGGCGCUGCUACCUGGGGUGGACGAGCUGGAGGAGUACAUCACUAAGGUGCUUUAUCCAAAGUGGAACAUAGCGGUCACCAGUAACUAAUUAAAGAUCUCGUCGUUCCACCAUGGCAAAAGAAACAAAAAAUGGCGGAGGAUCGUGUCGAUCCAAUAAUUCCUCUGCCUUGUGAGUAGCUGUUUUCACGCCAAGAUUUGAACUGUUACUGCUUGGUCGGGGUUCUUUUUGCGAUGGUUAGUGGGUCGUGGUCAUGAAUAAUGCACAAGCGUGCACUCUCUUCGAUCUGAGUUGUGAUGUGCUGUUUCGUGAAUAAAUUGAAGCGUCGUCGAUCUUGCA